This is a messenger RNA of Prorocentrum cordatum, 905 nucleotides long. Lineage: Eukaryota; Dinophyceae; Prorocentrales; Prorocentraceae. The record is from the annotation of a GenBank genome assembly.
AGGGAGAGAGGGAAAAGGGGGAGGAGGGAGGCUGACGAGAACGAGGAGGGAGGACGUAUCAGGACCAAUUGACUGUGACCCAUUAGGUUGGGUUCCCGCCUGUACGCGGCGGCCUUCCCCUUUGCGAGCGACUCCGACCUAAAGACCCUGCGGGCCUUCGUAGCCAGACAAGCCCUGCGGGCAGCGCCUAUACGCACUGCACAUAGGAAACGCGCAUGCCUGUAGGCAGGGAGGCUUUUAGGCAGAGGAGGUGCCUGGAGGCGACAGGGAGGGCCUGUAGAAAGCGGAAUACCUUUAGGCCACGGCCGUGGGGACGCGCGCGGGCAUGCCUUCCUCCCUCCUCCUUCGCGCUGCGCUGGCACGCGUGCACGAAGGCCGAAGCAGCCACGCCUACCAGCCGCACCUUGGCAGCUACCUCGUCUACAUCCUGCGCUUCUCGCAGCGCCCGCGGGGCUCGCCACGCGGCCAGCACCACCACCACCCCAACGGUGGUCCUCCAUGGCGGUGCAGCACCCGAGCAUGCGUUGGAGGCCAGGCGUCCCCCAAGCACGCCGGGCACGCGUCGCGCAGGCGCUCCCUGGGCAGGCCCCGAAUCCCGACUGUGAUCGCGUCGCGGCCUGGCCGUUCCCUAAACAAGAUCUGCUCCGUUUCGGGAAUCCUCGGCAAUACCGCCGAACGGGCCCAGCUGAGGAGGAGGAGGCUAAGAAGAAGGGCGAGAGCGAGAGAGAGAAGAGGAGGAGGCGCAAGGUGAGUCUCCGCUGCGUGCCGACGCGGAGGGCAGAGGGCGAGUCCCCGCCGCAAGCUAAGCGCGCGGGAAACCUUGCGCCCCGCGCAGUGUAGCGGCCCGCAGGCGGCCCGUUCUGGCCCCGAUUGGUGAAGGAGGAGGAGGAGGACGGAGGUGGGAG